Phragmites australis (common reed) is the source of this 2051-nucleotide messenger RNA. RefSeq names its product transcription factor SPATULA-like. Lineage: Eukaryota; Viridiplantae; Streptophyta; Magnoliopsida; Poales; Poaceae. Gene Ontology annotation, molecular function: protein dimerization activity. The transcript is spliced from 7 exons. The record is from RefSeq and is a predicted model, not a curated record. The coding region runs from base 303 to 1148 and encodes 281 amino acids. Gene Ontology annotation, cellular component: nucleus.
GCCGCGCACGGGAAAAAGACGCCAAAACCCCGGUAAAAGUCUCGAAAAAACAAGCCCAAAGCGGGCGGGCGCGGGCGGGCAAGCAACCGGCCACCCACCGAGCUCGGCUCCGCUCAGCAGCAGCAGCAAGGCAUGGGCGCAACACUAAAAAGAAGGAAGCGGCCGCGCUUCCAACCCAAACCCACCAUCUUCUCUCUCUCCUCGCUUCCUCCCCCGGCUCUUCCACCCCCUCCUUCUCAUCGCGGUGACGCUGCGCCGCGCUUGGCCUUGGCGUUUGCGGUUGCGAGGCGCGGGCAGGAAGGAUGGAUGAGCGGGGGCUGGGUGGGUUCGGCGGGCGCCGCGCGGCGGUGCAGGACCACGACCACCACGGGCGGGAGGCGAUGCUGCUCCUGCAGCAUCAGCAACAGCGGCGGCGGCAGCUGGAGGAGGAGGAGGAGGAGGUGCGGCGCCAGAUGUUCGGCGAGGUGGCGGCGUUCCCGGCGGCGCUGGGCCACGGCCAGCUCGUGGACUGCGGGGAGGAGUCGGGCGGCCUCGGCGACAGCGACGUGGGCGGGUCGGAACCAGAGCCGGCGCCGGCGCGGCCGCGCGGGGGGUCCGGCAGCAAGCGGAGCCGCGCCGCCGAGGUGCACAACCUCUCCGAGAAGAGGAGGAGAAGCAGGAUCAACGAGAAGAUGAAGGCGCUGCAGAGCCUGAUACCGAACUCCAACAAGACUGACAAGGCAUCCAUGCUGGACGAGGCCAUUGAGUAUCUGAAGCAACUGCAGGUCCAAGUGCAGAUGCUGUCUAUGAGAAAUGGUGUUUACUUGAACCCACCGUAUUUAUCUGGAGCACUUGAGCCUGCGCAAGCAUCACAAAUGUUUGCUGCACUUGGCGGGGGCAACAUCACAGCAUCAAACUCUGGGGCAGUGAUGCCACCUGUAAACCAAAAGACUCCAUUUCAAUUGGAAUCAUCACAGUCCCAUCUUCGAUCGUUUCAGAUGCCUGAAUCUUCUGAGAUGAUGCUCCGGGGGGAGAUAAUGGCAAAGCAUCAGCUAACUUCAGCUCAAGCAAGAGUUAAUCUGCCAGGAAACGAUGUGAACCCAAUUAGGCAAGAACCAUCCAUCGUGAACGCUGAUCAUUUUGAUGGUUGCUCACGUAGCAAAGAGUGAUCACAUGAUAUGGUACCAAAAAAUACAGGACAUGCGUAAGUAAGCUUCUCAUUUCAAGUUCGAAGAGAUAUGUGAAUCCUACCAUGGUCAAGUUUAAAAUAGGUGGAAACAGAUGAUUUGAGUAUGAUCACAAGUUCCCAACAUAGCAUUACUCUGACACCUUAACCUUUUUUUUAAUCUAAGAAGUUGGGUUGUGGUUCAUUAUUGGUUUGAGCUGGAUUCAUCAUAUUUAUUGGCGUUCUAUCUCAUGUUUGUUUAGAUUAAAUAUGUUUGAAAACUGUUGAUGUUUCAAGUCUGAGUCCUGAAUUUAAUGUCAAAAAUAGUAGUUCGAGGGUGAAAUUGAUGUGAUGUUUAGAAAUGAAGUAGGUCGACAAGAGUUCAUUGGCCUUGCAAUUACAAGUUAAUUUGUUCCAUGGCUUCAGACAUAGCAUGAAAAAGCAUAUUCCUUCAUAUAGAUGAAUUAAGUGAACUAACCACUCUAGCUCCAUAUCGUGAAGUUUAUAGACACUCUCUACUAUUACUUCCAUGGAUAUGCCUGCUUCGAUUGGCAAGUUAGAUUAAUAAGAACAAAGCACGCCAGUAGCGUACUUUCUUCCUGACCCAAAUUGGUAUUUUUCCGGUGUUUCUGCUGGUAUUGUUAUCAUUUCUUUUUGUUUCAAUCUUGGACAGCUUAGGAAAUGGCGGCUGAUGAGAUUGAAGUCAGGUCUGAAGGCAGGAUGACAUAGUUCAGGAACCCAACUGCAAUGCAGGCUUUCCAAAUUAUUUACCUCCGUGACCACAAUAGUAACUUUUUAUUUUUGAAGCGGCCUGGAUGCUUCACUUAGCAGGGCAGUAUUGACAGUAGAAAACCAUGUAACGUUAUUGCUGCACAUUUCGUGGUGUUCUCCCACAACCCUGAGUUAA